UUGCUUUUGGACCAAAUGACCCACACUUAGAGACUAGUGCAUCCGUGGGCGGCAUAGCCUGAGGGAAAACACUAAGCGCUCCUCCGAGGGAAGGCCUGCCCCUUGUGCCUGCCACUCUAGGAUGCCACCCCAGAGGUCGCUGGAUGGCCGGCUGCAGGUGUCCCAUCGGAAGGGGCUUCCCCAUGUCAUCUACUGCCGCCUGUGGCGAUGGCCCGACCUGCACAGUCACCAUGAGUUACGGGCCAUGGAGCUGUGUGAGUUCGCCUUCAACAUGAAGAAGGAUGAAGUGUGUGUAAAUCCUUACCACUAUCAGAGAGUAGAGACGCCAGUUCUACCUCCAGUGUUGGUGCCACGCCACACCGAGAUCCCGGCCGAGUUCCCCCCGCUGGAUGACUACAGCCAUUCCAUCCCUGAGAACACUAACUUCCCUGCUGGCAUUGAGCCCCAAAGCAAUAUUCCAGAAACCCCGCCCCCUGGCUACCUGAGCGAAGAUGGAGAAACUAGUGACCACCAGAUGAACCACAGCAUGGACGCAGGCUCUCCAAACCUAUCCCCGAAUCCGAUGUCCCCAGCACACAAUAACUUGGACCUACAGCCAGUGACCUACUGUGAGCCAGCCUUCUGGUGCUCCAUCUCCUACUACGAGCUGAACCAGCGAGUUGGGGAGACAUUCCAUGCCUCACAGCCAUCCAUGACAGUGGAUGGCUUCACUGAUCCCUCCAACUCCGAGCGCUUCUGCCUGGGCCUGCUGUCU
Molecule: messenger RNA, 754 nt
Organism: Peromyscus eremicus (cactus mouse)
Lineage: Eukaryota; Metazoa; Chordata; Mammalia; Rodentia; Cricetidae
Product: mothers against decapentaplegic homolog 3
Exons: 6
Biological process (GO): cell differentiation; regulation of transcription by RNA polymerase II; BMP signaling pathway
Cellular component (GO): heteromeric SMAD protein complex
Molecular function (GO): RNA polymerase II cis-regulatory region sequence-specific DNA binding; I-SMAD binding; DNA-binding transcription factor activity, RNA polymerase II-specific
Source: RefSeq, a predicted model, not a curated record